Adineta ricciae is the source of this 960-nucleotide messenger RNA. The record is from the annotation of a GenBank genome assembly. NCBI's taxonomy places the organism in Eukaryota, Metazoa, Rotifera, Eurotatoria, Adinetida, Adinetidae.
AUGUUAAUUUCCACCAUAAUCCUUUUCAUCGCCUUCCAAAACAUCUAUUCAUUAAUCUGUAUCGCCAACAAUUCACUCGAAAUAUCCCGAAAUGAACACUUCUCCACUAUUCACUCAAGUACAUUACAACAACUUCAAAACAAAACGAUCUAUGCACACAAAAAGAACAAUGUGUGUCAUGUCACUGUUUAUAUCGAUUCCAAUUUGACCAAUGGUAAUGUAACCGUCGAUUUUGAUGAGGCGAUCAAUCAUGCAGUGAAUAAUUCGAUUAGUUUCGAAAUUUGGUUUCCCCUAACGAAAGGAAACGGUUCGAUUAUUAGCACAAUUGAUUUUAUCUGUUCAACACAUGAUCUAUGCGAUCGACUGUUUGUCGAGAAAUGGCUUCCUUGGCUAGUUGACAUUAAAUAUGAUGUCAUACAAAUGAAUCUGAUUUAUCUUUUGACAUUCGGUAAUCAUUCCAGUAGAUGUGAUGUUGCCGGCCGAUCAACGACUUGUUCCAGUGGUAAAUGUAUUGCUGAAUAUACAGGACUGAGAAAUUCUAGUAUUCUCGGUGCUGGUUGCAUAGAUAAGUCGGAUUUGGCGACGGUUGAUUUGUCAAUGAAGAUGGAAAGUAUGGAAUUUCGAUCGAUUCAAUAUAAGGCAAUUCAGUAUAUUUGUACGAGAGAUAAUUGUAACGAUGAAUCGACAUUUCGACUUGUUUGGAAAGAAACAGGAAGCCUAGUAGAUUAUUUUAAACCAAUUGUAAGUUGGUCACGUCGUCAGAAUCGUUCACGAUUAUCGCGUCGAAAGUCAUCGAAGAAAAAACAACAUUUAGCCAAUAAACAUCAAUCGAAGAGAACAUAUCUCCUUGGGUUUACUUCGAUCAUUUUGAUAGUUAUUUUCGUUGCAUUCAUCGUCGUAUGGCAUCAUCGUCAUCAGAGAAAUCAACCAGAAUAUGCACCGGCGACAAUAAUUGCAUAA